AUGGACGUGUUCACCUCAGAAAACGACCAAUGCGAUCGUCUUAAGACGCCCUCAUAUCUUGAACUCGUCGUGUCUAUUGUUCUCUUGCUUGGCAUUCUUGUGUCCUAUCUUCCCCAGCACUAUCGCAUCAUUUCCCGGGGCACUUCUGAAGGCAUCUCUCCCUAUUUCGUACUUCUAGGAACCACAUCUGCUACCGCCGGUUUUGCAAACAUUCUCACUGUUCCGCCGUCUCGUGCCGCCAUAGGAUGUUGCAAAGAGCUCGGCAAAUUUGAAUGCACGGCUGGCCUACUUGGUGUUGCUCAGCUUGGUGCUCAAUGGGUUUGCUUCAGCCUCAUUCUCGUUCUUUUUCUCAUCUUCUUUCGAUAUAGACAAGCCAAUGUUCCACCAGAGGACCUGCGCGGAGACGCACCCAAAUGGCAGACUGCUGUCAUGGUGGGACUAGUUUGUGUCCUUCACGGCCUCAUUGUGAUUUUUUUGACUGGAGUAUUCUUUAUUGCACUUCCCGACCAUCUCGUGUUCUGGGCCAAUUUCCUCGGUGUCAUGGCCACAGUUUUGGCUACUAUACAAUACGUACCACAGAUCUGGAUGACUUACCACCUGAAGCAUGUUGGAAGUCUUAGCAUCCCUAUGAUGUGCAUUCAGACUCCAGGUGGUUUCCUUUUCGCCGGAAGCCUGUUUGCUAGACUUGGAUGGGAGGGUUGGAGCACCUGGUUCAUCUACUUGAUCACUGCAUCCAUGCAAGGAGCGGUCCUUUUCAUGGGUGUCUACUACGAGUACAUGGCCCGACAACGUGGCGGACAUGGCAACGGUCAUCUUGACAGCGCACCUCACUCGCCUGUAGAAUAUUCGAGCGCCCCCCGAAGGCCACCACCAGGCAGCCGAACCUACUCCGAAGGCUGGGAGCGUGGUCUUCCAGGGCCCUUCACUGGCCAUCCUGAGCGAUAUGCAGAAACAGAAGAAGAUUUGGACGAUAUCCAAGAGCGCGAAGAACGUGCCAUUCAGAGAGAAAACCAACCCUUGUUAAAACCUGGCGGCAUCGGUAACCCUCACAGGACAUACGACGGCACCGAACAGUCAUAA
Messenger RNA from Fusarium pseudograminearum CS3096, 1080 nucleotides. RefSeq lists its product as uncharacterized. The transcript has 3 exons. Bases 1 to 1080 code for a protein of 359 amino acids. Lineage: Eukaryota; Fungi; Ascomycota; Sordariomycetes; Hypocreales; Nectriaceae. The record is from RefSeq and is a predicted model, not a curated record.